UAGUGUCUGUCAAGUGUCACAGCCGUUCCCGUCGGUCGACAGUGUUGCGAGACUCGAAAUCCGGUGAUUUAAUUAGGAAUAACGUACUUCUUUUUUUUAGUAAAAAUUGUGAAACUUUAAGCAAUAAUGACCGACAAGAAAGCGUAUCCGGUGGCACCGCAUCCACCGACUGGCUUUGUCCCCGCGCCGACACAACCUCCAACUUACGGUGUUGCAGGCGCCGCCCCUUAUGGAGUAUUUCCCAAUCAGCCUCAAUUGUACGCGACGCAAGGCCCACCGCCGCCGACAUAUGAUCAAACUCUUACACAUCCUAUGAUGUAUCAACCAAUGUAUGGACAAGGAUACCCUUUACAAUAUUACCCACCAGGAUAUCCCUUGCAAUAUUAUCCGCCGUUAGCUGCGACAACGGCAUACUAUCCUACUAUGCAACCCGCCCCCGUAAGACCUACCAUUAUGGUACCUAACGGUUUUGACGGUACCCGAUUCGACGGCAUCUCGCAGCCGGUGUUGCCACCGCCUCCACCCGGAGUGGCCGCGAACGCUGCACAGCUGGCCGCGAUGGCCGGCCAUAGUGUGGCCCUCUCGCAAAAGAAGGGCUCGUUCCUAGGAGGAGGAACGGAAGGCGGUUAUACCUUUUGGUAAACCACCAAAAACCACCUUUCGUAAUACACGUACACGCAGAAAACAUACACUCAUGUACACGCCACAUUAACUGUCGGAAGCGCCGUAUUGUUGAGACGACGAGAUUACGUAGAUAAAUUUCCGUUAGAGUUCUGCUUUUCUCAUCUCUAGCAGUUUCAUCGAUAUCUAUUAGUAUAUCGUGUGCGCGGACUGAUCACACACACAUACACGCACACACAAACACACACACACACACACACACACAUACACACAAAAUAUAAAAUACACACUUUAACAUGAUACUAAGGCAGCAACCGUGAGAGUUCCCACGCGAUUCAUGUACGGCGAUAUUUGCGAUCGAUAGAAGCGAUCCAAUGAUCUCAAGGACACCGCCGCCGUCUUGGUGAUCGAUCUGCGCCUCUCAUGUACUGUUGAACUGCAGAAAAUUGUCCCGGCCGAGGAAGACUCGGACAUGGCGACGCUCGUCGAACAUCCUCAAAAACUAAUUCCUCGAAAGCUCAUCAUUCUAUAGAGAAGUCGGGAGACAGUGAGAGAGCAUUGCGCGAGUUCGAAGGAUCCGUAAAGAUCCGAAAACUCUGUGAAAGCCUGAGAUCCAAGGUACCAAGAAUCCACGAUUAUCGACGACUCGAAGAAACACUCGUUAAUUAUAUCAUAGAUCUGAAAAUUUCAAAUUCUUAUGAUCCAAAUUUUCAAGAAUUCGAAAGGUCUCAAAAAAUCAGAUUCAUUCGUCACAAUUUGUUGAUUAUUAUACCGAAGAAAAUUUAUAUC
Cyphomyrmex costatus is the source of this 1410-nucleotide messenger RNA. Its product is annotated as DAZ-associated protein 2. The transcript has 5 exons. The coding region runs from base 127 to 642 and encodes 171 amino acids. NCBI's taxonomy places the organism in Eukaryota, Metazoa, Arthropoda, Insecta, Hymenoptera, Formicidae. The record is from RefSeq and is a predicted model, not a curated record.